Messenger RNA from Gadus morhua (Atlantic cod), 2952 nucleotides. Its product is annotated as centrosomal protein of 57 kDa. The transcript has 11 exons. Lineage: Eukaryota; Metazoa; Chordata; Actinopteri; Gadiformes; Gadidae. The record is from RefSeq and is a predicted model, not a curated record. Bases 204 to 2297 code for a protein of 697 amino acids. Gene Ontology annotation, cellular component: centrosome. Gene Ontology annotation, molecular function: identical protein binding; gamma-tubulin binding; microtubule binding.
GAUGCACAACGGACGGAGUGGCCCGAGUGGAAGAGGCGAAUUGUUUUGGGUUCCCGGUUAUAUCUACACUUUAGUUUAACCAGCCUGGGCAGCUGAGCCGAUGCAAUUCCUUUGUUCUCAGUAUCUACGAAUCCAAGGAUGGACGAUUGAAAGAAUGGUUUGUUAGUGCAGACAUACUCUAGACCAGAAGCCGCCGAACCGGGAUGGAGACGCUGUCAAAAACACCCGCCGGGGAGGCGCAUCACAACAAGGAAUGGUGGCCGGCGCUGCCCACUGGCCUCAUGUGUGUCAGUCCGUCGCUGUCGUCUUAUAAAGACUACCCUGCUCACCAGCCCUUCAUCAAGACCCCCCCCCUCCACAGACCACCACCAUGCAUGAGGCAGGCUCCUCCGCCCACCUCGCCUGCCAAGUCGUUCCCAGAGUCCCACAGUGCAGAAAUCAUCUCCGCCCUGAGGAACCUCCAGGAGAAGAUCAGACGGCUGGAGGUGGAGAAGAGAGGAGCGGACCUGGGCCUCCGGGCGGAGCAGCCCUCCACCCGACCACUGGUCACCUCCACCCAGAGACCAGUGGACCUGGGCCUGCAGGCGGAGCAGCACUCCACCCGACCACUGGUCACCUCCACCCAGAGACCAGUGGACCCCGGUCUGCAGGCGCUGGGGAGAGACGCACCAGCUACCAACGUCAGCUCCACCCGGAGAGAGGCGGAGCCACGGUCUGAGGUCAGCUCCACCCGGAGAGAGGCGGAGCCACGGUCUGAGGUCACCUCCACCCGGAGAGAGGCGGAGCCACGGUCUGAGGUCACCUCCACCCGGAGAGAGGCGGAGCCACGGUCUGAGGUCACCUCCACCCGGAGAGAGGCGGAGCCACGGUCUGAGGUCACCUCCACCCGGAGAGAGGCGGAGCCACGGUCUGAGGUCACCUCCACCCGACGACAGGCGGAGCCACGGUCUGAGGUCACCUCCACCCGACGACAGGCGGAGCCACGGUCUGAGGUCACCUCCACCCGACGACAGGCGGAGCCACGGUCUGAGGUCACCUCCACCCGACGACAGGCGGAGCCACGGUCUGAGGUCACCUCCACCCGACGACAGGCGGAGCCAAGGUCUGAGGUCAGCUGCACCCGACGACAGGCGGAGCCACGGUCUGAGUUCACCUCCACCCGACGACAGGCGGAGCAGCCCUCUGACGUCACCUCCACCCGGAGGGAGAUGCGAAGCGAAGGGGCCAGCGAUCGACCCCAAUGCAACCAAGUGCUGCUCACCCAGCUGGCUGCUGCCGAGGCCCGCUGCCAGCAGCUGGAGAGACAGCUGGAGCUCAUGAGACGCACGGUCCGCCUCGCCCAGCAGGACCGCACCAGCCUCCUCCAGCAGCAGGUCUCCAUGGCAACAGACCCGUCAGGUGACCCAGCCUCCGGACCUGAGCAUGCCCACUGGGAGAAGCUGGAGCGACUGGAGAGGGAGUACAUCAGGAUGACGCUCGCUCAGAACCAGGCAGAGAAGAAGAUCCGUGAGCUGGAGGAGAAGCUGGAGGAAGAGGAACGCCAGAGGAAGCUGGUCCAAGAGAAGGCUGACCUGCUUCAGACGGGCCUGGAGGCCAAUCGGCUCCUCCUCCAGGCGGUCUCUCCCCGCCCCAGGAGGAGGUCCAGAGGCAGGGUGCCCCCGGCCAGAAGGAGGAGCAGGGAGCCUCAGAGCCCUCAGCAGCAGAAGGCCUCCAGCAACCAGCCUCACCACAGCCUCCGCCCGGGAGUGGUGCCCUUUGUGGCCGGGAUGGCGGUGGGCUGCAGCCACUCUGUGCGGGCUAACGUCCAGGCCGUACUGUCCCUCCUGAAGCACCACCCGCGGUCACACCCCCCCUCGGCGGAGAGACCCCCGGCCCCCCGCGCCGCCUGCUCCUCCCCCUCCCCCUCCUCCUCAGAGCCACCGAGUGAGGUGGAGCUGAAGGAGAUCCUGAGCUCACUACAGGAGGAGCUCCGCCUCAUGGGCCUGGAGCAGGCUGCGUUGGUGCGGAGGGUCCAGGCCGGGGGGGCGGAGCGGGGAGACGUGCUGCGGGACCAGGAGAGGCUACUGCUGAGGAUGGAGAGGAAGGGGGAGCACAUCGCCCAGCUGCACAGACACACACAGCAGAUCAAGAAGCUGCGCCGUGUCGGCAGCGGGAAGGCCGAGCAGAACGGGCGGAGGGGGGCGGCGGGGACCGCAGUGGCCACUAGGGGUCGCAGUUUCGGAGCGUGCGAGCGCAUCAAUGCCAACCUGAAGCUGCUCAAAGACAUGAGGGCCCUGCAGAAGUCUCUACGGACAUGAGGGCCCUUCUGAGGGCCCUGCAGAAGUCUCUACGGACAUGAGGGCGGGCCGCACGCCGAACACCUGCUCUACCACAUGAACCACCUACCUGCAGAUUUCUAAUAAUUACAUUUUAUAAUCGACUAUGAUCCACUGAACAAGCUCGAAGAAGAAUGAGUAUUGACCAGUGACAAGACUUUGGUUUAUCAGCAUCUUUAUUUUCCCUUAAAUAUAGGAGCAGUCAUUGACUAUCAAUAGUUCAGCAAUUUACCUGUUUACUUUACUUUUACAUUUCAAUGAUGAUGUAAUUCUAUUUUUUAACAGUAGAUGGUAGUGUGUUUUCCUACUGAAGGGAUUGAUAAUUGAUCUGAGCUUGCUUUCAUUUCUGACUUCUCUUUUCAUUUCUGACUUCUAUUCCAAUUUGAAUAGUAUAUUUAUUUUAGGAUACGCAUACUUCUGUACAAAUGCUGUGUCCAUUAUGUCCCCAUGUCAACUAAUUUGUCUAAUGCACAACCGCUAAAUAAGUCAUAGUGGCUACUAUUGUAGCUCUGCAUCGACAAGGUGAUGCAAGAUUUAUAUCAUUUGAUUUUGACGAUGGUAACAUUAAUUUCAGUGUAUUUACUAUUAUACACUGAAACGGGUUCCGUAUGAAAAAUAAAAACAAUUGAUCACCUUC